Ilex paraguariensis (yerba mate) is the source of this 533-nucleotide messenger RNA. NCBI's taxonomy places the organism in Eukaryota, Viridiplantae, Streptophyta, Magnoliopsida, Aquifoliales, Aquifoliaceae. The record is from the annotation of a GenBank genome assembly.
AGGGAAGUAGGCCAUGUAGUGCUCAAUAUGGUCCUUGGUUAUAUGAUUCAUUUGGAAGAUCAAUUCUUAUUCUUAGGCAGAGUUUUCUGGCGGAUGUCUCCAACGAAUUUUCAGCAAUGUCCACAUAUAUGGGGGAAUCUGACAAUUUGGAGUUGCAGAAAUUAACCGAUCUAGUUAUGCUUCCUCAGGUGGGCCUGGCCUUGGAUUCUUCUGGUGGGUCAAUAGUUCUCGAAACAGAUAAGGUGACUGGGUCAGGCCCCAUUGAGAUUAAGCACGGAGAGAAAGGGAAGUCAAUUAGGGCUUUUGAGGGAUUGAAGAUAGAAGAAGACUGGACUGUGCAGGAGGUUAUUUCUGGAGUGAAGCGGAGCAGUGGGAAAGUUGACGAUGGUCUCUUUGCAAAAAGGGUAAGGAUUGGUUUGGUAGAUGGCAAUCUUCAGAACUCAACUACAAUAUCGGCGGCGAGACUGUCGAGGGCUUGGGAAACCUCGGACAGUUCGGGCUCUUCAUCAUUUUGGGAAGAAGGAAGAUCCUAG